CUGAGUUAAAGCUAACAGGUGUACUGAACCGGUUUGCUGUAUUUUAACGUGUUCGUUGCACCAUCAGCUCAGGGAAUUUUAUUCUAUAUUUAACACAUCAUGGCUUCUGACAAGAACCAAUGCGGGGCAGCUGGAUUCAUGCCGGAGUUCAGAUCUUUCGCGACCGAUGCCCUCCACGUGGGGCAGGAGCCGGAGCAAUGGCAGUCCAUGGCCGUGGUUCCUCCGAUCUCCCUGUCCACCACGUUUAAACAGUUCGGGCCUGGACAGCAUGCUGGUUAUGAGUACAGUCGGAGUGGAAAUCCAACACGGAACUGUCUGGAGAGGGCAGUUGCUGCUCUGGAUGGGGCUAAGCACUGUGUUGCUGUCGCUUCUGGAUUGGCUGCCACCAUGACCAUUGUGCACAUGCUGAAAGCCAGAGAUGGAAUUGUGUGCAUGAAUGACGUAUACGGAGGAACCAAUCGUUAUUUUAAAAAAAUUGCUGCAGAGAUUGGUUAUGACAUCUCCUUUGUUGACUGCACAAAGUUGGAGUUGUUGAAGGCAGCUUUCAAGCCUAAUACAAAGCUGCUCUGGAUUGAAACUCCCACAAACCCAACUAUGAAAGUUGUGGACAUUAAGGCCUGUUCAGAGAUUGCCCAUGAGUACAACAAAGACAUGAUUGUGGUUGUGGAUAACACCUUCAUGUCAGCAUUCUUCCAGCGACCACUAGCCCUCGGAGCUGACAUCUGUAUGUACUCGGCAACAAAGUACAUGAAUGGGCACAGUGAUGUUGUCAUGGGCCUGAUUUCUGUCAUCCGUGAUGACCUCUCUGAAAAGCUGAAGUAUUUGCAGAAUGCUCUGGGAGCUGUGCCAUCUCCGUUUGACUGCUACAUGUGUAAUCGAGGACUAAAGACUCUGCAGUUGAGGAUGAGGCAGCACUUCAAGAACGCGAUGGCCGCGGCCCAGUUUCUUGAGGCUGAUCCCAGAGUGGACAAAGUCAUUUUCCCAGGUCUGCCCUCUCACCCACAGCAUGAAGUGAUGAAGAGACAGUGCACAGGCUGUCCUGGCAUGAUCACCUUCUACAUUAAAGGCAAACUAGAGCAUGCCACCACAUUCCUCAAGAACCUGAAGUUAUUUACACUUGCUGAGAGUCUGGGAGGUUAUGAAAGUCUGGCUGAACAUCCAGCAAUUAUGACUCAUGCGUCCGUGCCUGAAGAAGUGCGGGUGGAGCUGGGCAUCAGUGAUACUCUUAUCCGGCUCUCAGUGGGACUGGAGGAUGAGGAAGACAUUAUCGCAGACCUGGAUCAAGCCCUUGCUGCUGCUCAUGAAAAGAAAUAACCUCAUCAAGAUGGCUGAGAAGCUGUGACGCCAUUUUAACCGAACAGAUGACGGCUCAUUUUUGGCACAUAUUCUUUUAGAAUCAGAUAUCAUGCUUGAAAUACUUCAGGGAUCAAACAUACGAAAGCUAUUAUGGAUCAGGAACCUUUUUUUAAUUGUUUGAAAAUUGGUUUGCUAUCAUAUUUUAAUACUUGAUCAUUGCAGUUUGUGUGAUUAGUUAGCUACUGUAGAUAAGAAGUGAUAAACUGUAAGCAUUAGAAGACUUUGCAUGUGACUGUAGCUGCAUGGGAAAAAAGGGAACUACUGUAUUUCUGUAUUCUGCUAAGGGGCUGAGGGACUGGAUUGUAUUGGACUGUAUGCUAUCGGAGCAAAUUCAUCAAGACCUCUUUCACUGUUAUCAGACAGCACGAAGUACAUGAGAAGUCUGCCUGAGCUACAGCUAAGAUACAUUGUCCUGUGUGGUGGCUUUAAAGGACCGGCCAAAGCUCUGUUUACACACAUUAGCUAAAUGACCAGACGUAAAUUUUUAAAGCGGUUGAUUUUGCUAUUUGUCAUGUGCUGCUAAAUCCAUUAAACCAGUUUGUACUGUC
This is a messenger RNA of Trichomycterus rosablanca, 1904 nucleotides long. RefSeq names its product cystathionase (cystathionine gamma-lyase) (gene cth). Lineage: Eukaryota; Metazoa; Chordata; Actinopteri; Siluriformes; Trichomycteridae. The transcript has 12 exons. The record is from RefSeq and is a predicted model, not a curated record. Gene Ontology annotation, molecular function: pyridoxal phosphate binding; carbon-sulfur lyase activity. The coding region runs from base 100 to 1314 and encodes 404 amino acids. Gene Ontology annotation, biological process: transsulfuration. Gene Ontology annotation, cellular component: cytoplasm.